Monomorium pharaonis (pharaoh ant) is the source of this 3069-nucleotide messenger RNA. RefSeq names its product cullin-2 (gene Cul2). The transcript has 8 exons. NCBI's taxonomy places the organism in Eukaryota, Metazoa, Arthropoda, Insecta, Hymenoptera, Formicidae. The record is from RefSeq and is a predicted model, not a curated record. Gene Ontology annotation, biological process: SCF-dependent proteasomal ubiquitin-dependent protein catabolic process; protein ubiquitination. Gene Ontology annotation, molecular function: ubiquitin protein ligase binding. Gene Ontology annotation, cellular component: Cul2-RING ubiquitin ligase complex; SCF ubiquitin ligase complex. The coding region runs from base 474 to 2732 and encodes 752 amino acids.
AUCGGGGAAGGGGCGCGUUUCUCUCGCGCUGGGGGAUUCUUUGGUUAGGUCGGCCACGGCACGCGGUCCAUCUGAAUUUGUCCAGCCAGUCAGCUGUGUGGUACCUCUGUCCCUCUCCUCCUCUCCUUCAAUGACGGGCACACGCGUGUGAUAUAGUCCCACGCGCGCGAAAGAGAGAGAGAGAGAGAGAUCGAACUUCCUUGACUCCCCGCCACGUCCCCUUCCUAAGUGGAAGAAAAAACGAAACGCGUUGUCCCCCUUUGUUCGAAUCGAUAUUUCGCAACGCGCGUGGCAUCGCACGCACGCACUCCAGGGGCGGCGUGACGGCCACGCGCCAUUAGAUUCGACCAGGCCCUGUGAACGGGUUGGCUGUUUACGUGCGACUUACCGAGGUUUUUAGUGUACAGCGAGUGUACGCUCCCCUGAGGAUUCAGUAGUCGUAGCAUUGUGAUCGAGUGUUACCAGUGGAAAGGAUGUCACUGAAACCCAAGAGGGUGGAUUUUAAUCAGACAUGGCAUGUACUGCAAGAGACUAUUAAGGGUGUGAUCACGUUGGCAAACAUCCCUCGUGCUAUAUGGAACGACAGAUUUAGUGAUGUCUAUUCUCUAUGCGUUGCAUAUCCCGAGCCAUUAGCGGAUCGUCUGUACGACGAGACAAAGAGGUUUCUGGUUAAUCAUGUUGACCAUCUGCUGAUAGAGGUCAAUUCAUAUGAGGACAAGUGGGAUCUGCUCCCGGCAUAUUAUCGCGCCUGGACAGAAUACUCGCAGGGCAUUUACUACCUGCACAGCUUAUACUUGUAUCUCAAUCAACAACACAUCAAAAAGCAGAAGCUCUCUGAGGCAGAGCUCAUCUAUGGCACAAGUUUGCACAAUAGGGAGGAAGAGUGCCAGGAGCAAAUGGAGAUUGGUGAGCUGGGCCUGGACAUUUGGAAGAAGAAGAUGAUAAUACCGCUCAAGGAUAAACUUGUCUCUCUUCUGCUCACGUGUAUCAAUGCUGACAGAGAUAUGACAUUACUGGCACCGACUGACGUUAUUUGUGGGGUCAUAGCAAGUUUCGUUCGAGUUGAAGAGCACAAGAUGAAAGGCCAAUUAAACUUGUAUCAAGAAAUUUUCGAGGAGCCUUUUUUAAAGGCUAGUGGAGACUUUUAUACAGCAGAAGCAACAGUGUUGCUACAAUUUUCGGAUGUGACGCGUUACAUAGAAAAAGUAACGUGGAGACUCGCUCAAGAAGAGGCACGAGCUUACAAGUUCCUUCAUAAGAGUUCUGUAGCAAAAGUUAAAGCAUGCUGUGAGGAUAAAAUGGUAGCUGCAUAUGUAGAUUUACUUCAUUCAGAGGCUGAAAUAAUGAUAAAAAAUGAACGCAGACGAGAUUUGGCUCUUCUUUAUCCAUUACUAAGGUCUCUUCCAGGAGGCUUAGAUCCACUCGUGCAACAUCUCACCCGUCACAUUAAGUUACAAGGACUACAGGAAAUUGGACCUUUGUGUGGAGAAAAUGUGUACAUACAGUUUGUGGAGAAUAUGUUAAAUGUACAUUCUAAAUAUUCAGAAAUGAUUAAGGAAGUAUUCAAUUCAGAUCAAAGUUUCGUAGGUGCUCUCGAUAAAGCUUGUUCCGCGAUCGUGAAUUACAGAUCCUCUCCGAAAACACCUGUCCGAGCUCCGGAAUUGUUGGCGAAAUAUUGCGACACUCUACUGAAGAAAUCUCCAAGAACUGCCUCCGAAAGUGAAAUCGAAAAUAAAUUGAAACGUUCGAUAAUUGUGUUCAAGUACGUGGACGAUAAGGACGUGUUCCAGAAAUUCUAUUCGCGUAUGCUGGCGAAACGACUGAUACAUCAGCAGUCACAGUCGAUGGAUGCCGAGGAGAUGAUGAUCGACGAUCUGAAACGGGCAUGUGGUUACGAAUUUACGAACAAGCUUCAUCGCAUGUUUACAGACAUGUCUGUCUCUGCAGAUCUCAACGCGAAGUUCACGGCAACCUUGCGGGAGGGCGAGGGUGAGAAUCAAUUGGGUACCGGUUUCGCGGUCAAAGUGUUGCAAGCCGGCGCUUGGCCGCUUGGGUUACCACCGUCGCCUGGCCCGUUUCAUAUUCCACAGGAGCUGGAGAAAUCCAUCCAAGCUUUUGAGUCGUUUUACCACAUGCAGUUUAGUGGCCGAAAGCUCACGUGGCUGCACCAUCUGAGUCAGGGUGAGCUUAAGUUCAACUACUUGAAGAAACCGUAUUUAGUCACUGUGCAAACGUAUCAAAUGGCGUUACUGUUACUCUUCGAGCAAUGCGACGCGAUACCGUGCAAGGAGGCGGCCACUUCGUUACGUCUAUCGCACGACCAGUUGGUCAAGCAUGCCGCCAGUCUCGUAGACUGUAAAAUCCUCAACAAGUCCGACGACGGCGAAUUACAGGAAGAUACUGUCCUCACGCUCAAUUUCAAUUACUCGAACAAAAGAACCAAGUUUCGUGUAACGGGCGUACUGCAGCGAGACGCGCCGCAGGAUGCGGAAGCCACGCAUCGCAGUGUAGAUGAAGACAGAAAGAUGUUCCUGCAGGCGGCUAUAGUUCGUAUUAUGAAGAGUCGUAAGGUAUUGAGACACAAUCAGCUCAUACAGGAGGUGCUGAGUCAAUCAAAAGUUACUUUUGCACCUUCUAUCGGAAUGAUUAAGAAGUGCAUUGAAACCCUGAUAGACAAACAGUAUAUCGAACGUGCGCCAAAUAGUGCGGACGAGUACUCAUACAUUGCGUAACCUUUUAAUCUCUGUCACUAAUUUAUUUCACUUGAGAUGCAUCCUGAGAAAGUGUUCUAUAGUUUUGACAGUUGGCGAGGCUCCGACGAAACUAAUCGGUUGCUUAUCUUUAAUAAUUAUUGAAAUUUUCGAAGAUAAUUAUUUCGAAGUAUUCAAAGAUCUGAAGAAAAAGAAAACCGCCAGUGAAAACAGACAUUUCUCAGUACAGACACUUGAAAGAUGUCAGAAAAAGCAUCUUAGAUUGCUUAUUUGCUCCUAGGAUCAAUCAAUUAAUAAAUAAAUAAUUUACUGACUUGUAACAUACUGCACACUGAAUAAAGUUGACGUUACUAUUUUA